Molecule: messenger RNA, 1677 nt
Organism: Stylophora pistillata
Lineage: Eukaryota; Metazoa; Cnidaria; Anthozoa; Scleractinia; Pocilloporidae
Molecular function (GO): protein binding
Source: RefSeq, a predicted model, not a curated record
GUCUGGCCGGGGCUCGAACCAUCGACCUCCCGCACAACAGUCCAGCGCUCUAUCCAUUGAGCUACCUGGGAGGCGGUUAGUUAGUGGAAAAGAAAAUCGCAAAAUUAGUUCCCAACCGAAAUCUCGGUCAUCUUGACCUGCUAAAAGUUGUCCCUUUAAAAGAAAAAAAAAAUAAAAACUCGCCAACCCGCCAUAUCAAAAACUCCCGCAAAACUUUCGUGAUUUGGUUUAUGUGGAAGGUUCGACAACUGUCACGAAAGAAACUCUGAAACAACAUUUGAUUGGUUCAAUUCUUGCCAUCUAACCAAUCAGGUAAAGAUCUAAUAAAUUAUUUUUGUUUUGACCAAUCAGUACUCACAUUGAGAGUUGAGUAAGUCUGCAAGAUGAUCCGGUGAUGUCGAAGCAAAAGCUUGAUCCAAAUUCUGAGAAAAAGCCACUCCUUUGUCCACAACUUCAAGCACACGUUUGCUGCUCGCAUCAAAAGAUGUCCUUGUAAACUGCUUGAUCAUGGAACACACUGGAAGAUUUGCCUUUUUGCUCGUAUUCCUUAUGUGCGUACAUAAGACAGUAUGUACUCAUUUUCGAGGCGGUUCAUUUACCUACAAGCCCCUCAACUCGAGCAAUCCUGCAAGCAUGAAGGUAAUAAUAACAUUCCGGAUUGGUUGGCGAAGAUCGUACUCUGGGUCCACAUUCUGUACGCAAAAUACAAUAGAUUCUGGUCAGCUGAUCGGGAUCAAGGACUACUUAAUGUGCAGAUCUGGCUGCUACGGCCGCGUCGGGUUGCUAACCUUUAAAUGCUCGGAUUUCAGUGUGAAUGAGGACUGGACAACUGGCACUAACAGCUUUGAAUAUACGUUUCCAGUCACACCAUCUCGCUUUUAUGAAGUCAGCUACUCAGGUUGGAACUGGAUUGCUUUGGUGCAUGCAUCAGGGGCUUCAUGGGAAGUUCGAAUGUACGUUAACCUCACUCGAAGAAAUGACACUGGACGUUUAAAUACGUCGCCAGUGGCGACAAUGACACCAAUUGUUCGUUUAAAAUACGGCUGUAACCAUUCUAUUGCUAUUCCAGUGUCCGACGAUGACAAAGACGAGGUGCGAUGCCGUUGGGCGAAGAGUAACGAUAGAGAGUGUGGUGGAAUAUGUGCAGGAAACGGGUUACCAAACGCACAAAUGUAUCAUCGCGAGUGCAGAAUCCCAUACAGCGCAACGGAAUACAUGGGCUUUUACGCCGUUGCUGCCAUGAUCGAAGAUUUUGCCUCACCAACAGACUCACAGCCAUUGAGUAGUAUCCCAUUGCAGUUCUUGGUGUACGUGUUCAACUCGAAUGAACCGUGUGAUGAACGCCCGGAGUUCCCAGAAUACACGCGAGCCGAGGGAUCGUGCAUUGGCAUCCCACCUGGGGGAACAUACUUUGAUCGCAUCAUCGUGCGAGCCGGUGGACUGUCAAAAAGAAUUGUGGAAGUCACUACUAACAGUCCUCAGGGAUUCAUCAAGUCUCCUGUGGCUCAGUAUGCACCACAGGAAUACUACGUUAAUGUUACCUGGACACCGAAGUCAUCAGAGAUAGAGACCAAACUAUUUUGUUUCACAGGAUUGGAGGAUUCUGGGGGAACAACUGAACAGAGAUGCGUCAAUCUACUUGUUGGAGGUAAAAGUCAUCUUAUUUCAUCUAUGUGA